This is a messenger RNA of Maudiozyma saulgeensis, 507 nucleotides long. The record is from the annotation of a GenBank genome assembly. Lineage: Eukaryota; Fungi; Ascomycota; Saccharomycetes; Saccharomycetales; Saccharomycetaceae.
AUGAUUCCACUUCCAGAGUCUGUAAAUCUCCUUUCUAACAGUGAGUUACUAAAUUUAAUAAAAGAGCAUAGUGAUAAGCUUCAACUCUAUAUAUCUAAAUUCCAAUCGGUUGGAAAAUUACAGAAUGAAUUAAAUAAUGAUAAGGAUGCAUUAUUGGAACUCCGAGAAAAGUUCAGAGAGCUUCAAAAGAAUAUAGACUCCACAAAUGCAGAAUUAGAUAGUCUUCGUGUUUUAAAUUCUCAGUACACGAAACUUUGGCAAGAUCUCAAUCAAAUUGUAAAUAAACAAUACAGUGAAGAUACAUUGAAAUCAAAACUUGAAACAAAGACCUCAUAUUUUGAAAUUGAAAGCAAUAAAAUCGAAAAUGAUAUAAGAUCGAAGGAUACUACAUCUGCAAAGUUUAAUUUAGAUGAUUUAAUGAAUAAUUACAUUGAUGCAAGAACAAAUUAUCAUUUAAAUAAGGAGAUAAUGCUGACUUGGAAUAGCCAGCAUUCUUUGAAAAAAUAA